GAAAAGACGACGUUUGUCCGAAUUUCGUAAAAUUUCCCUCUCUUUCACUCCCUGUCUCACGCAUCAGCCAGGGGCCAGCCCAGGCGCCAACUCUAUACCAACUGCUUCUCCAGAACUUCAAAAUUUCGAAUUCGAUGAUAAUGAUGAUCUUCUUCUCCUUGCAUUGAUCGAAGUUCAUAGAAAAUUGAGAUGGCUUCGAUGAAGAAUUAUAGUAGGAGUAAUAGUAGUAAUAGUUAUGACUACUCGUUCAAGAUUUUGUUAAUAGGUGAUUCAGGUGUUGGCAAAAGCAGUCUGGUGCUCAGUUUUAUUUCGCAACAGUAUCUGCAAGAUCUCUCCCCCACCAUUGGUGUAGAUUUCAAGAUAAAGCUGCUGACGUUUGGAGGGAAGCGAAUGAAACUAACCAUAUGGGAUACAGCUGGACAGGAGAGAUUUGGAACAUUAACAAGCUCAUACUAUAGAGGGGCACAUGGAAUUAUACUUGUUUAUGAUGUAACAAGGCGAGAGACUUUCACAAACUUAUCAGAAAUUUGGGCAAAGGAAGUAGAGCUUUACUCCACAAAUCAUGAUUGUAUCAGGAUCUUAGUCGGGAACAAAGUCGAUAGGGUGAGUUACAUGCCUACCCUUUUUAACAUAUUCAGAUUCUACCAAAAACUGCUCUAUUACUUGCAGAUACUUGAGGCUCCUAGUUUAUUGGAGAAAGGAUCUACAGCUGUGAAGAAGCAGAUUUUAGAAAAUAAGCAGCUUUACCAGGCUGAAAGUAGAAGUAAUUGUUGUUCUUAAAAUGAUUAUGGGUGGAAAAGUAAAAUGUAGACACUCGCAUCCCUUUUGGCGUUGUUAGCAUUGGAAGGCAAGAAGAGUGUGCCAGUGGUGUUGUUUGUAAAGCAAGAUGAGGUUCAUUUAUAGCAUAUAGUGUUUGUAAAUUUGACUUUUUUUUUAUUCAUCAAGUUUUAAUUACCUAGCAGGUUUUUUGGAAGGAUAAAAUUUGUCAUGUAACUCGAGCGGAAGCUAAACACAGCAUUGUUCAUAUACAAGUACGUGAUGAAUUGAUCAUCAUGGCUUGUACAAAA
Messenger RNA from Coffea arabica (coffee), 1067 nucleotides. The record is from RefSeq and is a predicted model, not a curated record. NCBI's taxonomy places the organism in Eukaryota, Viridiplantae, Streptophyta, Magnoliopsida, Gentianales, Rubiaceae.